Molecule: messenger RNA, 954 nt
Organism: Penicillium waksmanii
Lineage: Eukaryota; Fungi; Ascomycota; Eurotiomycetes; Eurotiales; Aspergillaceae
Product: Dyp-type peroxidase
Exons: 1
Coding region: 1-954 (317 amino acids)
Cellular component (GO): cytosol
Molecular function (GO): heme binding; peroxidase activity
Source: RefSeq, a predicted model, not a curated record
AUGAGUAGCAUAAUGACCGAAUGCACUCAGCCCGCGACAGCCCCCCUCACGCGACACGCAACCUUUCUCGUCUUGACCGUCACAUCUCCCUCCGCAAUCCCAACCAUACGCUCAACGCUUGCCAGCGUCCCCAGCAUCUCCAAAAAUGUCUCCUUCCGCGAUGCAGAUGCCAAAUUCACCUGUACUGUCGGUAUAGGUGCCUCUAUCUGGGACGCUUUAACCAGCAACCUUCCGCGUCCUAAAGAAUUACAUCCCUUCCGCGAAGUCAAGGGCGCCAAAUACUCGGCAAUCUCAACACCAGGCGACCUCCUCUUCCAUAUCCGCUCCGAACGUCGCGAUCUAUGCUUCGAGUUCGAGCGGCAGCUCAUGGAUAGCCUCGGCGAUGCGGUGCAUCUCGAAGAUGAGACCAUUGGAUUCCGCUACUUUGAUACGCGCGAUCUCCUCGGUUUCGUUGAUGGUACUGCGAACCCUGUGGGGCCAAGUGUGCCACUGUCGGUCCUCGUUGCUGCUGAAGAUGACCAUCCGCAUGCGCAAGGGGGCAGCUAUGUAGUUAUUCAGAAAUACGUUCAUGAUAUGGCUGGGUGGAAAAGCCUCGAGUCCGAACAACAAGAGCAGAUCAUCGGGCGCACAAAGCCCGAUAACAUGGAGCUCGAUGACGUCGAAGACGGGAAGCAGGCGUCCCACAAGACACUCAGCACGAUUGAAGAUGAGGACGGCAAUGAACACGAUAUUCUGCGUGAUAACAUGCCGUUUGGAUCGCCUGCAUCUGGUGAGUAUGGUACUUACUUCAUUGGGUAUACGCGGAGGCUGUGGGUUAUUGAGAAGAUGAUCGAGCGAAUGUUUGUGGGGCAUCCCUCUGGACUACAUGAUCGCUUACUAGAUUAUUCGCGACCGUUGACUGGCUGUGUUUUCUUUGCGCCUUCGGCGGAUGUUCUGGAUGGCCUUGGAGGGUGA